Messenger RNA from Nerophis lumbriciformis (worm pipefish), 6466 nucleotides. RefSeq names its product receptor-type tyrosine-protein phosphatase F. NCBI's taxonomy places the organism in Eukaryota, Metazoa, Chordata, Actinopteri, Syngnathiformes, Syngnathidae. Gene Ontology annotation, molecular function: protein tyrosine phosphatase activity; protein binding. The record is from RefSeq and is a predicted model, not a curated record. Gene Ontology annotation, biological process: protein dephosphorylation.
GUUUUUUUUUUUGCUGUCUGCAAUAUGCUCUUUACUGCACAUACAUUUUUGGUGCAGACCAAAGUACGGAAGUGUUGUCUCCCAUUGGUAGGGUUGGAAGAAGGUAAGUCCGGCCUCCUCCUCCUCCUCCUCUUUCCUCCACAGAGAAACGUGACACCAGUGACAUCACACGGUGGGCUUGGCUUGUCCCAUGCUCACUGCUCAACACACUCAGUGUGUGAACAAGCUCUACUCCUGAAGGAUCUCUGCUCCUCCGGACUGGAAUUGUAACCCUCGGGAUCCGGCUUUUUUUUUUUAACACAUGGAAUAACAGAGGAGCCCCCUUUUUAAAGAUUUCUUUUUUUUCUUCCCACAUUUGAGGGAUAAUCAUUCCUGGAUAUAAUUUGGAUUGCCUUUCCCAGGAUUAGACGCUCCCUGGAAUAAGUGUCUUGAAAGGGAAUAAAAGGAGAGAUUUAUUCCGUACUGACAUGAAUAGGUUUUAGCCUUUGAUCGUGUCAGAGUGGGACGCGUCUAGCAGGGGACCGUGGAGGAGGAGGACCAGGCAGCGGCGACCAACGUGCGACAUGGCGCCCCACCCACUCAAAGGGGCGUGGCUUGUCCUGCUGCCGCUGCUCAGCUGCGGGGUGAUCUCCUCAGCGGCAGACAGUCUGCCGACUUUCGUCAAAUCCCCCGAGGACCAGACGGGCAUCUCGAGCGGGGUGGCCUCGUUUGUGUGCCAGGCCACGGGGGAGCCCAAGCCCAGGAUCACCUGGAUGAAAAAGGGCAAGAAAGUCAGCUCGCAGCGCUUCGAGGUGAUUGAGUUUGACGACGGCUCGGGAUCGGUGCUGCGCAUCCAGCCCCUGCGCACGCACAGAGACGAGGCCAUCUACGAGUGCACGGCCGCCAACAGCGCGGGCGAGAUCAACACCAGCGCCAAGCUGACCGUGUUUGAAGAGAACCAGAUCCCCCACGGCUUCCCGACCAUCGACAUGGGCCCCCAGCUGAAGGUGGUGGAACGGACUAGAACCGCCAUCAUGUUGUGCGCGGCCAGCGGAAACCCCGACCCGGAGAUUUCCUGGUUCAAGGACAUGCUCCCCGUGGACAUUAGCACCAGCAAUGGACGCAUCAGACAGCUUCACUCAGGUGGUACACCAAUUAGAGGAGCUCUGCAAAUUGAGAACAGCGAGGAGUCGGACCAGGGCAAGUACGAAUGCAUCGCCACCAACAGCGCCGGGACGCGCUACUCGGCUCCCGCCAACCUCUACGUACGAGUGCGGAGAGUCCCGCCCAGAUUCUCCAUCCCGCCCACGAACCAGGAAGUGAUGCCGGGCGGCAGCGUCAACCUGACGUGCGUGGCGGUGGGCUCGCCGAUGCCCUACGUCAAGUGGAUGAUGGGCCUGACGGAGCUGACCAAGGAGGAGGACAUGCCGAUGGGGCGCAACGUGCUGGAGGUGACCAACAUCCGCGAGUCGGGCAACUACACCUGCGUGGCCAUGUCCUCGCUGGGCCUGAUCGAAGCCACGGCUCAGGUCACGGUCAAAGCUCUGCCAAAGCCCCCCACGUCUCUCAUCGUGACCGAGACGACAGCCACCAGUGUAACGCUGACCUGGGACUCGGGCAACCCGGAACCCGUGUCCUACUACAUGAUCCAGUACCGAGCCAAGGCAUCAGAAAAUGGCUUCCAGGAAGUAGAAGGUGUCGCCACCACUCGCUACAGCAUCGGCGGACUGAGCCCCUACUCGGAGUACGAGUUCCGUGUUAUGGCCGUCAACAACAUCGGCCGUGGGCCGCCCAGCGACCCUGUGGAGACGCGAACCGGCGAACAGGCGCCCUCCUCGCCGCCUCUGCACGUCCAAGCGCGAAUGCUAAGUGCGACUACAAUGCUGGUCCAGUGGGAGCCGCCCGAGGAGCCCAACGGGCAUAUCCGCGGCUUCCGGGUGUACUACAGCUCCGAUCACGGCGCUCCCCUCAGCGCCUGGCAGAAACACAACACGGACGACAGCAGCCUGACCACCAUCUCUGGCCUGACGCCCGAUAUCACCUACAGCCUCAGGGUGUUGGGGUUCACCUCCGUCGGGGACGGCCCGCCCUCGGACAUCCUUCAAGUCAAGACCCAGCAGGGGGUGCCGUCACAGCCAUCCAGCUUUGAGGCUGAGGCUGAGCUCGACACCCGCAUCUUGUUGUCAUGGCUGUGGCCUGUGCAGGACCCCAUCAUAAAGUAUGAGCUGCAGUACUGGGAGGCUGGCUCGGACAACAAGAUGCACGUGACCUUCGACCCGGCGGGCUCCUACGCCGUGGACGGCCUGAAGCCCAACACCCUCUACCGCUUCUCGCUGGCGGCCCGCUCUGAAAACGGUUUAGGCGUCUACACCCAGCCCAUCGAAGCUCGCACCGCCCAGUCCACCCCCUCCGCCCCGCCCCAGGAUGUCCGCCUGUACAGCCUGAGCUCCACCAGCCUCAAGGUGAGUUGGGCGGCCCCGCCCGCCGCCAGCCGCCACGGCGCCAUCGUGCGCUACACGGUCAGCUACCAGGCGCUGGCUGGCGAGGACACGGAGCGCCACGAGGCCACCGGCAUUGACGCCGCAGCCACCGACUAUGUCAUAGAAGAGCUGGAGAAGUGGACCGAGUAUCAGGUGUGGGUGAGGGCCCACACGGAUGUGGGGCCGGGCCCCGAGAGCGCCCCGGUGAGGAUAAAAACCAAAGAGGACGUGCCGGGAGCGCCCCCUAGGAAGCUGGAGGUGGAGGUGGUGAACUCCACCACCAUCAGGGUCACCUGGAAGCCGCCCCUGCAGAGCAAGCAACACGGCCAGAUAAGAGGCUACCAGGUCAUCUUCUCCCGCCUGGAGAACGGCGAGCCGCGGGGACAGCCCGACAUGCUGGACGUCACCUUGCCGGAGGCGCAGUGGAAUAUUCAGGACUCCACCGAGCAUGAGGCCGUCAUUGCCGGUCUGCAGCCGGAGACCACCUACUCCGUCACUGUGGCGGCGUACACCACCAAGGGAGACGGCGCUCGCAGCAAAGCCAAAGUCAUCACCACUACCGGAGCAGUGCCAGGCAAGCCCACCAUGAUGAUUAGCACCACCAUGGGCAACACCGCUCUCAUCCAGUGGCAGCCUCCCAAGGACAUGGUGGGCGAGCUGGUGGGCUACUACCUACAGUACAAGCGCGUGGACGACGACGCCUACACGUCACGCGAGCUGAGGAAGACCGACGACCACUACACGGUCACGGGGCUGCACAAGGGCGCCACCUACGUCUUCCGCCUCAGCGCCCGCAACCGCGCCGGCAACGGCGAGCCCUACGUCAAAGAGAUCGGCACCCCCGAGGACGUGCCGUCCGGAUUCCCGUUGAACCUGCAGGUCACCGGCCUGACUCAGUCCAGCACGCAGCUGACGUGGGACCCCCCGCUGCUGGCCGAAAGGAACGGCAAGAUGGUGUCUUACGCGGUGGUGUACAGGGACAUCAACAGCCAGCAGAACAGCACCAACCGCACCAGUGACACCCGCAUGACCAUCCUGGGCCUCAACCCCGACACUACCUAUGACAUCAGGGUGCAGGCUUUCACCAGCAAGGGCGGGGGACCCCUCAGUCCCAGCAUCCAGAGCAGGACCAUGUCUAACGAUUUUCCCACCUUGAACUUUGGCGUCAAAGCCGUCAUGAAGACGUCAGUCCUCCUCACCUGGGAUUUGCCUCCGAAUUACAAGUCCCAAGUGCCUUUUAAGAUCCUGUACAACCAGCAAAGUGUGGAGGUGCAGGGCAACCUGAAGCGCAAGCUGAUCACGCAGCUGCAGCCCGACACCGACUACUCCUUCGUGCUGACCAGCCGGGGCAACAUCGCCGGCGGUCUGCAGCAGCAGGUGUCCAUCCGCACCGCCCCCGACCUCAUCAAGACCAAGCCCGUCUACACCACGCACCAGGCGCAAGGUGGCAAAAUGACGAUUGACCUGCCCAAGGUGCUCACCGCCACGCGCGUCAGCUGGUACUACAUCGGGGUGCUUCCCGUGUCCCAGUCGAGCCGGCGCUGGAAGAACCCGGACGAGAUGGACCUGGAUGAGCUGGCGAAAUCGAGCAAAGGCCCCGCCCUAAGGCGGCGGCGGCGCCACCUGGGCUUGUCCAAGCCUUACAUUGCCGCCAAGCUGCCCGCGCUGCCGCCCACCUUCACCCUGGGCGACGAGAAGUGGUACGAGGGCUUCUACAACAAGCCGCUCACCAGCCAGCAGGAGUAUGUCUGCUUCGUCGUGGCCGAGCUGCGAGACGACGGGGCCGACGGCGCUGCUAAUUAUAUGACAUAUUCGGCCAGUCCCUAUUCGGACCCCAUCCAGGUCACAACACAGUCUCUGGCUCAGGGGCCGGAGCAAACGGAAAUGCUAUGGGUUUUGGGCCCGGUGUUUGCCGUAGUCCUAAUCAUCAGCAUCGUCAUCGCCAUCCUGCUCUUUAAGAAGAAGCGGGCGUCGCCUCUGCCCAAGGACGAGCACUCAGGUGGGGUGAAAGACUCCCUGCUGGCCAACUCCUCCGACCCCGUGGAGAUGAGACGGCUCAACUACCAGACGCCAGGUCCCAGCUCACACCGCAGCCCCAACACGCCAAGGAUGCGAGAGCACCCGCCCAUCCCCGUGGUGGAGCUGGCUGACCACAUCGAGCGGCUGAAGGCCAACGACGGCCUGCGCUUCUCCCAGGAGUACGAGUCCAUCGAUCCGGGCCAGCAGUUUACUUGGGAGAACUCUAACAUGGAAGUGAACAAGCCAAAGAACCGCUACGCCAACGUCAUCGCCUACGACCACUCCAGAGUGGUGCUCACCUCCGUGGACGCUGUCCCCGGCAGCGACUACCUCAACGCCAACUACAUCGACGGCUACAGGAAGCAGAACGCCUACAUCGCCACGCAGGGCCCGCUGCCUGAGACCCUCAGCGACUUCUGGAGGAUGGUGUGGGAGCAGAGGUCCAGCACCAUCGUCAUGAUGACGCGACUGGAGGAGAAAUCUCGGGUGAAGUGCGACCAGUAUUGGCCGUCACGAGGAACCGAGACCUACGGGAUGAUCCAGGUCACCAUGCUGGACACGGUGGAGUUGGCCACUUACAGCGUGCGCACCUUCGCGCUCUACAAGAACGGCUCCAGUGAGAAACGAGAGAUGCGGCAGUUCCAGUUCAUGGCCUGGCCGGACCACGGAGUCCCUGAGUAUCCCACUCCCAUCCUGGCCUUCCUGAGGCGCGUCAAGGCCUGCAAUCCUCCGGAUGCCGGGCCCAUGGUGGUCCACUGCAGUGCCGGCGUCGGGAGGACGGGCUGCUUCAUCGUCAUCGAUGCGAUGCUGGAGCGCAUGAAGCACGAGAAGUCGGUGGACAUUUAUGGCCACGUGACAUGCAUGCGGGCCCAGAGGAACUACAUGGUGCAAACCGAGGACCAGUACAUCUUCAUCCAUGAGGCCCUGCUGGAGGCGGCCACCUGUGGCAACACGGAGGUGCCGGCGCGCAACCUCUACGCCCACAUCCAGAAACUGACGCAGCCGCCGUCCGGCGAGACGGUCACCGCCAUGGAGCUGGAGUUCAAGCGCCUGGCCAACUCCAAGGCCCACACGUCUCGCUUCAUCAGUGCCAACCUGCCGUGCAACAAGUUCAAGAACCGCCUGGUCAACAUCAUGCCUUUCGAGUCCACCCGCGUCUGCCUGCAGCCCAUCCGCGGCGUGGAGGGCUCCGACUACAUCAACGCCAGCUGCAUCGACGGCUACAGACAGCAGAAGGCCUAUCUGGCCACGCAGGGCCCGCUGUCCGAGACCACCGAGGACUUCUGGAGAAUGUUGUGGGAGCACAACUCUACCAUCGUGGUCAUGCUCACCAAGCUCAGAGAGAUGGGACGGGAGAAGUGUCACCAGUACUGGCCGGCCGAGCGCUCCGCCCGGUACCAGUACUUUGUGGUGGACCCCAUGGCCGAGUACAACAUGCCUCAGUACAUCCUGAGAGAGUUCAAGGUCACGGACGCCAGGGACGGCCAGUCCAGAACCAUCCGCCAGUUCCAGUUCACCGACUGGCCCGAGCAGGGAGUGCCAAAAACCGGAGAGGGCUUCAUCGACUUCAUUGGCCAGGUGCACAAAACCAAGGAGCAGUUCGGACAGGACGGACCGAUCACUGUACACUGCAGUGCCGGCGUGGGCCGCACCGGAGUCUUCAUCACGCUCAGCAUCGUGCUGGAGAGGAUGCGCUACGAGGGCGUGGUCGACCUCUUCCAGACGGUCAAGACACUUCGCACCCAGCGGCCCGCCAUGGUGCAGACCGAGGACCAGUACCAGCUGUGCUACCGAGCCGCUCUGGAGUACCUGGGGAGCUUCGACCAUUAUGCAACGUAACCGCUGGCAACAAACCGCCUGCCCGGUUGGACCCUCUCAGGAGUGUGCCAAGUGUCCCCUCUCAGCCACCAUCCUUUUUGCCCCAACAUCAAAGUAGAAAAAAACCACCAGAGGAAGGCCAUGGCGGCGCUCGCAGGACCCCGACCAUC